Molecule: messenger RNA, 1635 nt
Organism: Xenopus tropicalis (tropical clawed frog)
Lineage: Eukaryota; Metazoa; Chordata; Amphibia; Anura; Pipidae
Gene: clu
Product: clusterin
Cellular component (GO): endoplasmic reticulum; cytosol; chromaffin granule
Source: RefSeq, marked provisional
GUGUCUCGCAGCUCUCUCUCCCAGUACAAAGCACCAAACUGCGCUGAACGCGAUGGACACGUUUCCAUUCCUGCUCGUGGGGCUCCUUGUUGGUGUCGGCGCGGCGAAUCCUCCACCCCAAAACCUGAACCAAAUAUCCAUCGAGGGGAGUCGCUACAUCACGGAACAGGUGGAAAAUGCGGUAAAGGGAGUGAAAAAGAUGAAAUCGAUCAUGGACCGAACCGGGACGGAACAUCAGGAGAUUGUGCGGAACCUGGAGGAGACCAAAAAGAACAAAGAGGAAGCCCUAAAGAGAGCCCUAGACACGGAGCAGCAGCUUGCGGAGAAGAAGGAGGUGUGUAACGAGACCAUGUUGGCCCUCUGGGAGGAGUGCAAGCCCUGCCUGAAACAGACCUGUGUGAGGUUCUACUCCAAAACCUGCCGGAGCGGCUCUGGCCUGGUGGGGCGCCAGUUUGAGGAAUUCCUGAACCAAUCUUCUCCAUUCUCCAUUUUAAUCAAUGGACAGCAGAUCAACUCGCUGACCCAGGAGGGAGAGCAGCAGUCUAUGACCCUGGAUGACCUUGAGGGGGGCUACAGUCUGGUGGAGGACAGUGUCGAUGAGCUCUUCAGGGAAAGCAUCAAAGCCUUUGGGCAAAUGAAGCCGUUCUUCAGUAAUUCCUUCCAUAGUGACUUCUUUGGGUCUCAGUGGAACCCAUUUCCCUUCCAGCGAGUCGGGUUCCCAUUUGCUGAGUCUCGGCGGGCAAGGUCUCCCUCGUUCCACCCCUAUUUCUCUGGGGACUUCGAGUCCCUCUUAGAGGCUGCACAGAAAAUGAUGGAAAGAAGUCACCACUUUGCCCCAAGGCUGGAAGGACUGGGCUCCAUAAGGGGAAAUGGCGAUGAAUCCGAUGACAAACUGGUCUGUAAGGAGUUGCGUCGCAAUUCAGCCGGCUGUUUAAAGAUGCAGGAAAAGUGUGAGAAAUGCAAGGAGAUUUUAGCAUUAGAUUGUUCCGGGAAGGAUCCGGUGCAGGAGCAGCUGCAGGAGGUGUUUCAGGACUCCCUGCGCCUCGCCGAGAGGUUCACCAGGGAGUACGACGACCUCUUGGAACAGUUCCGGGAGAAGAUGCUCAACACCACCGGUAUCUUGGAGCAGCUGAACAAGCAGUUUGGGUGGCUUUCCAAAUUCACCAACAUGACCCAGGGCAGAAAGAAUGGGAUCUUCCAAGUUUCCACUAUCUAUUCCAAGGAAGGAGAGUCUCCUUCCGACACCAAAGUGACCGUCAACGUCUUCGACUCCGACCCAAUAACCUUCGCUUUGCCCGGAUACAUCUCCAUGGAUGACCCGAAGUUUGGGGAACUGGUGGCCGAGGAAGCGCUUAAGAGGUUUAAAGCGGAAGCUGUUGAGGCUGCCUGACCCGACACCGGUGGGAUUUGCUUCGGCCCCAUCGGCGGCUUCUUCCUGCCACUUCCGUAGAACAGGUCCGCGACCCCUAUGGCAACGCCCCCGAGCAAUAGGCAAAGCGUAUUGAUACCUCCGCUACCUCCUGACGCCAGAGCCCGAUACUCUUCAUACUGUUCCGUUACUACUGUUACUGCCACAUGCUGCUUUUUUUAUUAUUUUUGUAGGAUUCCGACAAAUAAAUGGCCUGUAAUAUUGUG